Abrus precatorius (Indian licorice) is the source of this 384-nucleotide messenger RNA. RefSeq lists its product as uncharacterized. The record is from RefSeq and is a predicted model, not a curated record. Bases 1 to 384 code for a protein of 127 amino acids. The transcript has a single exon. Lineage: Eukaryota; Viridiplantae; Streptophyta; Magnoliopsida; Fabales; Fabaceae.
AUGGCUAGUAGAGGUAGAGGUAGAGGAGCUAGGAACACUGAGGAUCCUAUGGAGUGCAUAGCUCAAAUGCUGGAGGCCUUGGUGCAUAACCAAGGUGGAGAACCAGCGGAGUACAGAGGGUUAUCUGCCUUCACUAGACAUGAUCCUCCAAAAUUUGAGGGAGGGUUUAACCCUGAAGGAGCCCAGAGGUGGGUAGCUAAUGUAGAGAAGGUUUUCAAUGCUAUGGGGUGUCGUGAGGAGCACACAGUCCCCUAUGCCACCUACUUGCUGUGUGGGGAGACUGAAGAUUGGUGGAGGUUUGCUGGUCAGACCUUACCACAAGGAAAGGGCUAUAUACAGUGGGAAGCUUUCAAGACCAUCUUUUUGGGGAACUACUUUCCUUGA